Messenger RNA from Solea solea (common sole), 2387 nucleotides. Its product is annotated as keratin, type II cytoskeletal 8-like. The coding region runs from base 86 to 1807 and encodes 573 amino acids. The record is from RefSeq and is a predicted model, not a curated record. Gene Ontology annotation, biological process: intermediate filament organization; keratinization. NCBI's taxonomy places the organism in Eukaryota, Metazoa, Chordata, Actinopteri, Pleuronectiformes, Soleidae. Gene Ontology annotation, molecular function: structural constituent of skin epidermis. The transcript is spliced from 9 exons. Gene Ontology annotation, cellular component: keratin filament.
AGGGACUUGACUCACCUCUUAGUGUGCUCCACUGCUCUGACUAAUCUCCCCCUCUCUCUUCCUCUGCUCCCCCUAAACUUAAAUCAUGGCAUCCACCUUCCGUACUGGAAGUACUCGUUUGUCUGGUAGCCGUAAAGGAGGGCAAUCAGUAGGGCAAUCAUUUUCCUCAAGGUCCUAUUCUAGUGGCUCAUAUGGCACCGCACGUGCUUCAGGGGGUCCAGUGUCUAGGGGAAGUAUGUAUAGCUUUUCCAUGAGUGGCAGCGGCGGCGGGGGCGGCGGGGGCGGCGGUGGCGGUAGUAGCUUCGGCAGUGGUUUUGGAUCUGGAGGUUAUGGUUUGGGUGGAGGUUAUGGUGGUGGUGGCGGUGGCGGUGGAGGUUUUGGUAGCGGUGGAGGUUUUGGUGGCGGUGGAGGUUUGGGUGGUGGUGGUGGCGCUGGAGGUUUCGGUGGUGGUGGCGGUGGAGGUUUUGGGGGUGGAUGUGUUCCAAUCACAGCAGUCACAGUCAACCAGAGCCUACUGGCCCCCCUGAACCUUGAGAUCGACCCCAACAUUCAGACUGUCCGAACCCAGGAGAAAGAACAGAUCAAGACUCUGAACAACCGCUUUGCGAGCUUCAUUGACAAGGUUCGUUUCCUGGAGCAGCAGAACAAAAUGCUGGAGACCAAAUGGAGUCUGCUGCAGGACCAGACCACCAGCCGCUCAAACAUUGACGCCAUGUUUGAGGCCUACAUCGCCAACCUGCGCAGACAGCUGGAUGGACUUGGCAAUGAGAAGGUGAAGUUAGAGGGAGAGCUGAGAAACAUGCAAGGACUGGUCGAAGACUUCAAGAACAAAUAUGAAGAUGAAAUCAACAAGCGUGCUAGUGUGGAGAAUGAAUUUGUCCUCCUCAAGAAGGAUGUAGAUGGUGCCUACAUGAACAAAGUCGAGCUGGAAGCCAAAGUCGAUUCCCUUCAAGAUGAGAUUAACUUCCUCAGAAGUGUCUAUGAGGCUGAGCUGCGUGAGCUUCAAGGCCAGAUCAAGGACACAUCUGUCAUUGUGGAGAUGGAUAACAGCCGCAACCUGGACAUGGAUUCGAUUGUGGCAGAAGUCAGGAGUCAAUAUGAAGACAUUGCCAAUCGCAACCGUGCAGACACAGAGGGGUGGUAUAAACAAAGGGUCACAGAGAUGCAGUCCACAGCAAAUCAGUCUGGAGAUAGCCUUCGCCAGACAAAGAGCGAUAUUGCUGAACUCAACCGUAUGAUUAGCCGCCUCCAGAAUGAAAUUGAGGCAGUCAAAGCACAGCGUACAAACCUGGAGGCUCAGAUUGCUGAGGCUGAGGAGCGUGGAGAGCUGGCUGUGAAGGAUGCCAAGGCCCGCAUGAGAGACCUGGAAGAAGCCCUGCAGAGAGCCAAACAAGACAUGGCCCGCCAGGUCCGUGAAUACCAGGAGCUCAUGAAUGUCAAGUUGGCUCUGGACAUCGAGAUUGCCACCUACAGGAAACUUCUGGAAGGAGAAGAAUCCAGAAUUGGCAGUGGUGGCGGAGAGGCAAUCAUCCACAUACAGUCCUCAACCACCAGUUAUGGUGCUAGCAGUGGAGGAGGCGGCGGCGGCUUUGGAGGCGGCGGCGGCGGCUUUGGAGGCAGCAUGGGAGGAGGCAGCUUUGGCAGCGGCAGCGGAUUUGGUGGUGGCGGCGGCGGCGGCGGCAGCUAUGGCGGCGGCUAUUUCGGCGGUGGCAGCGGCGGCUAUGGCGGCAGUAGCAGCGGCGGCGGCUAUGGCGGUGGUAGCAGCAGCAGCGUGAUCAGCUCAAGGACCUCCAUUCAACGCCAUUAAAACCAGCCACUGUCUUCUCUCCUCAUUUCGUUCGCUUCCUCAUGUAUGCUUUAAACCAUUUCCACAAAGCUCUGCACCGCUUUACCUGCAGACACUGAGCAGCCUUAGUUGUGAGUCAGUUCUCUUCUUUCAUCAGUCAGCCAGGUUGACUUUUGGUUUGCUGGAUGUGCUCUUGUGUAGACAAGGAGGAUGUUUGUAGUGUCAUGACAAAACCUUUGUUUUUCAUUAGGCAAGAGUCAUUCCACACAAAACGACAACUGCAGUACAGAGAUGUGCACAGUAACAUAUGUGGAUGAUGUGCUCUGUCUUGGACUCACAAAGCUUUCAGUGCAUGCCACCAUAUACUAUUCUCUUGAGACUCCUCUGUUGUCACACAUCUGUCAUAUUCUUUCAACAAAAGUAACCACAUAUAACACUUUAAUAUUUGAGUUUUGGGAUGCUCUCAUAGAAACGGUGUUUACGCCUUUAAUUUCACUUUCGCUCUGAAUAAAAGUAAAGUUUAGGCUGACUGUGGUAACCAGAUUUAUUGUGAAAUUGUACCAUCAAAAUAUUUGGAAUAAAUCUGUGUUCAUAUUUGGCA